CUCCUUCCUCCCACUCACUGUCUUCAUUCUUUUUCCACCCACAGGAGCCCAGAAACCCUCCAUGUCAGAGAUGCUGUGGCUGCUGUCCCUGCUAUGGGCAGGGUCCCUGGCUCAGGAUGAAAGACUCAGGCUGACAGUGCAGACACCCGUGACAGUGCAGGAGGGCCUGUGUGUUUCUGUGUCCUGCACCUUCACUGCCCUGUGGACCUCUGGGACUUCUAUCCCUGCAUAUGGCUCCUGGUUCCCAGAAGGAGCUAAUGUACACCACGAUGCUGCUGUGGUCACAAGCAACCCAGCUCGUAACGUGCAGGAGGAGACCCAGGGCCGAUUCCACCUCCUCGGGGAUCCCCGGACCAACAACUGCUCCCUGGACAUCAGAGACGCCAGGAGGACAGAUGAGGGAUUAUAUUUUUUUCGAGUGGAGAGGGCAGGUUACCAAGAGUUUAAAUAUUCUUACAUACAGGACAUGCUCUCCGUGCAAGUGACGGCCCUCAACCACACACCCCACAUCCUCAACCCAGGGCCCCUGGAGAGCGGCCACUCCAGGAACCUGACCUGCUCUGUGCCCUGGGCCUGUGAGCGGGCCACGCCCCCCAUCUUCUCCUGGACAACAGCUGCCCACACUGCCCUGGGCCCCAGGACCCGACUCUCCUCCAUGCUCACCCUCACCCCACAGCCCCAGGACCACGGCACUGACCUCACCUGUCAGGUGCAUUUUCCUGCCGUUGGUGUGACCGUGGAGACAACCAUCCAGCUCAGCGUCACCUGUGUCCCGGAGAACCCAACACCAGGUGGUUGCCUAGGAGAUGGCAAAGGUAAGAAGGGAGCCAUCAUGGGCUGUAGGGAGCAAGGCCUCUUCCAGAUCAGGACAGGGCUGGACCCUGGGUCAUCCUGA
Myotis daubentonii (Daubenton's bat) is the source of this 895-nucleotide messenger RNA. RefSeq names its product myeloid cell surface antigen CD33-like. Gene Ontology annotation, cellular component: plasma membrane. NCBI's taxonomy places the organism in Eukaryota, Metazoa, Chordata, Mammalia, Chiroptera, Vespertilionidae. Gene Ontology annotation, molecular function: sialic acid binding. Gene Ontology annotation, biological process: cell adhesion. The record is from RefSeq and is a predicted model, not a curated record.